Planococcus citri (citrus mealybug) is the source of this 3883-nucleotide messenger RNA. RefSeq lists its product as uncharacterized. The record is from RefSeq and is a predicted model, not a curated record. Gene Ontology annotation, molecular function: zinc ion binding; nucleic acid binding. Bases 412 to 2151 code for a protein of 579 amino acids. NCBI's taxonomy places the organism in Eukaryota, Metazoa, Arthropoda, Insecta, Hemiptera, Pseudococcidae. The transcript is spliced from 2 exons.
UUAAUUUAGCUGAAUUUUCUCCAUAAAUUUGUGAGUACCGAGAAAAAUUUGACAUAGUAGGUAGGUACCUACCUGCCUACUAAUAAAGCCGCAUCACCUAAAUUUAAAUUUGUAAAUUUUCAGUAGGUACAGGGUGUCGCGGAUUCGCGGUUAUUAAUUAUAUUUGGCUAUGUUUUUGUUAUAUUUAAAGUUCGCGAUCUCGAUAAUAUUCGGCUGCUAGGUUUGUUAUCUUGAAGAUUCAAAAGUUUUUGUUAUUGUUUUUAUUCGAAAAUAAAUAGAGUACGAAAAGGGUUCGUAUUGAAGCGAUUAAAUCAAUCGCCCUUAUUGUUGAAUUCCUUUUUCGUUAUGGUAGCAGGCUGAUCCUAAAUAAUCGUUCGUUUCGUCCUCCGAAUUCGUUGGUAAAUUCCAAAAAUGCCGGAAACCAGCGAAAAUGCCGAAAAGCUAAAAGCGUUAUCCACCCGAAAGUCCAGACUUCGUUCUUCACUGACUAGAAGUAUGUCAUACGUAAGUGAGAAGCUGGCGACGGCAGAUUUUAACGAAGUUAAAGUGAAAUUGACAAUGGUCGAAGAUAUAUAUAAAAAUUAUCUUGCUUUACUUGACGAAUUCGACAACUUCGAAGUUCCGGAUCUGGACCCUUUCAUAGAAAAAUUCGAAGAUGACUACAUCGCCAUUAAAGGUAAAUUAGAAAGCAGUAUCGAAAAAUUCUCUAAUAGCAGUGCUGUUCCAGGUUUUAAAAGACAGUGUACAACUGAAUCUGGUGGUAGCGGUAGUUGUUGUUCUUCUUCAAAAGCUACGAUUAAGUUACCAAAGUUGGAGUUGAAGAAAUAUGGUGGUAAUCUACUUGAAUUCGAAUCGUUUUGGUCUUCGUUCAACUCAGCUGUACAUAAUACUGAUUUAGAAGCAACUGAUAAAUUUACGUACUUGAGAAAUAACCUGGUAGGCGAAGCUGAAUUAUUGUUGAAAGGUAUGGGUACCACUGCUGCAAACUAUCCAAUCGCAUACGAAAUGGUAAAAAAGAAGUUUGGUAAUAAAAAGAAAUUAAUUGAUUUAUUAUACGAUAAUUUAACGAAAAUUCCAAAAAGUAAUAAAUGGACUAAAAAUUUGCGAAAUACUUACGAUAAUAUUGAAUCGAAUUUACAUGCUUUAGAAGGUGUAGGUGAAAAUAUUCAAAACAACACCAUACUGUACUCGAUGAUUAUGAAGAAGUUUCCAUUUGAUAUAAUUAUGAAAGCCGAUUUGGAUGUUGCAAGUAACGAUUUAUCCGAAUUGAGGCAGAAAGUUGGCGAAUUGAUAUGGAAACAAGAGCAAUAUUGUGGUACUACAGAGAGCUUGAUAACUGGUGAUAGAAAACCGAGUAAAAAAUGUAUCUAUUGCGGUGAAACGUCACAUUAUUCCGAUGAAUGCAGCAAAAUAACGACAUUGGAAGACCGAAGAAAGAAAUUGAAUGGUCGUUGCAUCAUUUGUUUGAAUCCUGGUCAUCUCGCUAAAGACUGUACGGUAAACAAACCAUGUGUACAUUGUAAGAAACGUCGUAGUCAUCAUCGUAGUUUAUGUAUUAAAUUAUUUUCAAAAGAAGUUAGUAAUCCUGAACCAACUGAAUCUUUACUAAUGAAAGAUCAAGAAGGUAACCUGUUAGCAGCCACAAUCAACGUUGGUAAUGAAAGUCGUGUUCAGAAAGUUACCUCAAUUCUGGAUAGCGGUUCAAGAAGAUCGUACAUUACUACGAGGUUGGCUGAUAAAUUAAAAUUGAAGCCUCUUCAUUAUGAAACGAUUAGAAUUUCUACGAUUUGUUCCGAAGCUCCUCGAGAAAUUUCAACCAAGGUCGUUAGUUUAGAUAUUUUUACAAAUGAUGGUGAAAAAAUAAAAAUCACUGCAAAUACGAUACCUAAAAUUAUUAAUCGAAUAAAUCACCACGAUAUUAAGUUAGAUUCCAGAUUCAAGAAAUUCAAGCUCGCUGAAGUUGAUAAAAAUCUUGUACCUGAACUCCUGAUUGGAAAUGACUACAUGUUCGAUUUUAUGGUCAUGGAAAAAGUAAUUAUUGAUGAUUCAACUUCGUUAAUCAAUUCGAAAUUUGGAUGGCUGGUGGGAAGGCCCCACAUGGUUGAAAGAGAUGGAAGUUGCUUGGCCAAAGGCAAUGAAUUUACAAUUUGAAUCCGAACCUGAACCUGAACCAGAACCAGUACUUAUCUCCAAUAAUACAGCUGUAAUUCAGCCUCCUUUUAAAAUCGAUUGUACUCAAUUUAAAACCCUCAACUAUCUACUUGAUGCAACGUUAAGCUACAUGAAAAAUGUCAAUCCGAAUAAUAUUGUUCAGAAAACCGAAGAAGCUUUCAACCAGUGGAUUAUGUAUAUCCAAAACAAAAAUUAUCCUGAUAUUUCGCAACCUAAUCCGCUUGGUUUAAAACGUGAUUCUCAAAAUAUUAUACGUUGUCAUGGACGCCUGGUUGAAUCAUGUCUCGACGAUAAUGCAAAGUUUCCAAUACUUCUACCUGAGAAAGAAUACUUCACUCACUUAUUAAUUGAAAAAAUUCAUAUCGAUAACUAUCAUGUUGGCGUUUCGCAUACUCUCUCUGAAUUGAGAAAAAAUUUCUGGAUUCCAAAAGGCAGAUCGACGGUGUACUACGUUCUAAAAAAAUGUGCUAACUGCAAAUACUACGAUGGUGGUCCAUAUAAAUAUCCUGCAAUUCCUCCGUUACCUGAAUUUCGUGUAAAUCAAAGCAGUCCGUUUUCCUGUUGUGGUAUCGACACAUUUGGUCCUUUAUACGUCAGUGAUAACUCAGUCCAGAAAAAAGUAUUUGUUAGUAUUUUUGUUUGUAUGAUUACGCGUGCGAUUCACUUAGAACUUUUAGAGAAUAUGACCACUCAAGAAUUCCUACUCGCUUUUCGUAAUUUUAUAGCAUUACGCACAAUUCCAAAAUUCGUAAUAAGUGACAACGCGCCACAAUUUAAAAUAACCAAAUCAGCUUUUGAAAAUCUUUGGCAACAAAUAAUUUCUGAUAAUGAUGUAAUAGAUUUUUGUAAAAAUAAUUUGAUAGAAUGGAAACUGUUGCCUGAAUAUGCCCCGUGGCAUGGCGGUUUUUACAAAAGAUUAAUCGGUAUAGUGAAAAUGUCGCUAAAGAAAACAAUUUUUAAUUGUAUAAUAACAGAAAAUCAAUUGAGAACCGUGUUGUAUGAAGUAACUUCUGUUAUUAAUUCGCGUCCUAUUGUUUACGUAGGUGAAAAUGAUAGUAAUGUAUUAACACCUAAUGAUUUGAUGAAUACCAAAUUCGAUUUUAUUCCGGAUAUUGAUAAUGUUAAAAAUAUUAAACGUGAUGUAAUCGUAAAUUUAUGGAAAAGAUCUAACGAUAUUAUUAAUCAAUUUUGGAACGUUUGGAAAUUUCAAUAUUUAACUAGUCUUCGUGAACGUAAUAUUAGUAUAAAACAAAAGAAAAAUGUAGUAGACUUAGUUCCUAAAGUAGGAGAUAUCGUAUUAAUUGAAGGUGAUAAAAAAUUUUGUCCUAGAGGAGAGUGGAAAGUUGGUAAAGUAAUUAAUGUUAAUGUUAGCUCAGACAGUAAUGUUAGAUCAGCAAUCGUUGAAACUAAAAAUUCUAAACUUACCCGUCCCAUUAACAAAUUGUAUCCCUUGGAAACAUCGUAAUUUUUCUCGUUUAUACUUAUUAUUUUAAAUUUAAAAAUUCGUUUUUUUUUUUUUUUUUUUCGUCGGGAGUGUCGCGGAUUCGCGGUUAUUAAUUAUAUUUGGCUAUGUUUUUGUUAUAUUUAAAGUUCGCGAUCUCGAUAAUAUUCGGCUGCUAGGUUUGUUAUCUUGAAGAUUCAAAAGUUUUUGUUAUUGUUUUUAUUCGAAAAUAAAUAGAGUACGAAAAGGGUUCGUAUUGAAGCGAUUAAA